Aegilops tauschii subsp. strangulata is the source of this 585-nucleotide messenger RNA. RefSeq lists its product as uncharacterized. The record is from RefSeq and is a predicted model, not a curated record. NCBI's taxonomy places the organism in Eukaryota, Viridiplantae, Streptophyta, Magnoliopsida, Poales, Poaceae.
AUGAGGCAACACCUCUCUGUAUGGGCGAAACACAUCAAUGGGUUAAAUAAAAAAGAAAAGCAUCGCCUUUGUACCAUCAUUGAUGACCUCGACAAAAUUGCAGAGACCCGCACCUUAUCUCAUCAUGAGAUUGAAUUGAAAAAUCAAUCUAAUGAGAAGGUUGCCCGUCUUUUGCGAGAAGAGGAGAUCAAAUACUACCAGAGGUCCAAAGCUAAAUUCAUUCUAAUGGGAGAUAGUAAUACAAGAUACUUCCAAUUGCUCGCCAAUGGUCGACAUAGGAAGAAAUGUAUUCAUAGUCUCCAACAGGAUGAGGGGCGGAUCAAAGGUCAGAGGGAGCUCAAAAACUAUAUCACCAGCUACUACAAAUCUCUGUUCGGAGCGUCGGAUGAAGGGAAUGUCACCCUUGACGAGACCCGAACAGAUGAUAUUCCACAAGUCACGGCAGAAGAAAACGAUAUCCUCACGGCACCUUUCUCAAAAGAGGAGGUGAGAGCGGCGGUGUUCCAAAUGGAACACAACAAAGCUCCAGGCCUGAUGGUUCCCCGCAUAAUUCUUUCAGAAUUUCUGGGAUAUCAUCAAAGCUGA